This is a messenger RNA of Linum trigynum, 3445 nucleotides long. Lineage: Eukaryota; Viridiplantae; Streptophyta; Magnoliopsida; Malpighiales; Linaceae. The record is from the annotation of a GenBank genome assembly.
AAUGAAUAGGUCAAGGUAUACUUAAAUGAUAAGCGUUUGAAAUCAAUUAAUUUUAUAGUUGGAGUAAUUGAUAAUGCUCUUCGUCGUUAGUAUGCAUGCUCACUGUACUCAAAUUACAUCCCGUCAAGAUCAAACUUACUCUUUGUCCCCUGCUUCUUUCUCCGAAAAACAGAGAGCUUCUUCCUUCGCUGUCCAUCAGCUAUGGCAGGUCCAAUUGAAUUCACGGAUGAAGUCUUAGGUGCUGGAGUGAACAGGGCACGUUUGAGCUUGGUGGGCAGACUCCUUUGCUCGUCACAUCCUUCCAGAAUCAGGGUGCAACAUGCUGCAAAUAACAUAUGGGCUAAGCGUGCUGCAGUCACAGUCCUGGAUGCUGGAUAUGGCCUAUUUCAAUUGGUCUUUGCUAACGAAGAGGACUAUCAGGAUGCUUUGAGCAAAGCCCCAUGGUUCAUCCAGUCAAAGAUCCUCACUCUAAAGAAGUGGGAGAAACCAACUCCCCAGCUGUUCCUUGACCUUGCUCGGGUUCCUUACCCAGUUCAGCUUUGGGAUCUGCCGGAAGAAUACCGAACGGUGGCUUUGGGAAGGCUGUUAGCUUCAAGGCUUGGACCAGUGGAGGAAGCGGCAAUGUACGCAGUAUGGGACAACCCAGGCUGUGUGUUCAAGGCCAAAGUCCUUAUUGAUGUUUCUGCCCCAUUGGAACAUCGGUUGGAAGCUCGUAAAAGGGCAAAUGAUGGAUCGGUCGGGCCAACGUUUUGGGUGUCAUUAAGAUAUGAAAAUAUUAAGUCCGUGUGUUUCCGCUGCAGGCGCAUUGGACACAAUCAACGCAAUUGUACUUUUGAUUUGAUCCCAGGUGGUGAUGGAUUCGGACCUGAGGUGUUGGGUGAAAGAACGGGACCAAAGCUGAAUGAGAACUCUUAUGCAGCUUUUCGAAACGGUGGCCGACCACGCGGAAACGUGUGGCGUAAGGGUGGACGGCCAGGCCCUCGACCGGUGGUGCAACCGCGGCUUCAAUUAGAAGCUCCUCCGCCUGCAGCCAAUUCGUCAGAGGCAGCUGGGCAAUCAUUGAGCAGAGUUGGGACAAACCAGCGCAAUCUUCGUGCUAACAACAUCGGCGGCGGAUCCAGGCCAAAGCAGAUGGGGAAAAUAAGAAGUGGGCCUCGACUCUUGGAGAAGGGUGAUGCUGGGCCAGCUACUGUUGCAGCUAGGGAGGCAGCUGAGCGGGGCCACAAACCAAAUAAUGGGUUGUCGCAUACUCAAGGGCCUCUCUGCAGGAGUCGAGCAAAUGAAAGCAUGGUGGUGAGCUUGAACCAGUGUGGGGACCUAGCACGGGCUCAGCCCAACGACGGCGGGAAUGGCCUUCUUUUGGCGCUUCCAUGUGCUGUGGCAACUCCCUUGCAAAUCCAGGAGCCUUCAGCUUCGUAUGGUUUAGGUAAUUUGUUUUGUGAUGAAGAUCCGGGCUUUUUGUAUGAAGAAAUGGGAGAUUCUCACUUUUUUUUGCAAGGUGGCUCGGACACGCUUAACAAAGAACUGCAACUAGAUUCAGAUUCCGCGGUCUCCUGCUCACCAAUUGGGGUGGUGACUAAUGGACAAUCAAGAGGAAAAGCAAUCUUGGUCGAAUCCUCGGGGUCACCAAAGGUUUAUGUCAGGAGGAAUGCUGGAAUUUGUAUUCAAGAACCUGAGGAUGGGGUGGUUGAAUCUGGUCUCAAGCGCCCACGCAUUGAAGUGCCAAAGAACAAAGGAAUAAUGGUGGAGGUAGCCAGCCCCAAGUGGCCCCAAGUUGAUAAAUGAAGGUCUUCGCGUGGAAUUGUCAAGGUGUGGGGAGUACCUUGACAUUCCAAACGCUUAAAGGUCUCCGCAAUUUGUCUAAGUCCUUUCUUUUUCUUUGUGAAACAAUGAAUCCUAGUGACAAAGUGUCAUCUUUUAUUUCCUCUUUAGGUUUCUCUAGUUGCUAUCCUGUUGACCCUACCAGUAUGUCGGGGGGUUUACUCUUUGCUUGGCCUAGUUGGGCCUCUGUGUCAGUCAUUGGGUCUUCCCCUUUUUUUAUUGCUAUUGCGGUCAUCAAUAAUAAGUCAUUUUCCUACGGUGAGUGUCAACAUUUUGUGCUUAUUGGAGUUUACCUCUCCUAUGACACCUCUCGUCGCCAAUCUCAAUUAAUGGAUUUACUUGGAUUUUGUUCUCGCCUUUCGGAUCCUUUUGUGAUUAUUGGAGAUGUGAAUUGCUCACUUUUCCCAUCUGAAAAAUUGGGUGGUGCCCCAUGGAGAAGGGACAAAGCGCGUCCUCUUGAGGACUUCUUGAACCGAUUAGGAAUGUUUGAGCCCCCGUACCAAGGACCAAAAUUUACCUGGACAAAUCGAGGUAGGAAUGGAAUCCUAAUCGAGCAGAAAAUUGAUAGAGCCUUUGCCUCAAAUUCAUGGAUGGAAGUAUGGCCGAACACCUGUCUUCACCAUCUUUCGGAUAGAGGAUCAGACCAUAGACUGCUUUGCUUGUUGACUCAACCGGAAUCCCCGAGAGCAAAGAGAUUAUUUCGAUUCGAUGUUCGUUGGACUUUGAAUCCAGAAGCUGGCCUCCUAAUCAAUUUCAUUUGGGGGAUACAUGUAAAUGGUUCAUACCAAUACUGUCUCUUCUCCAAACUCCUUCGUACUAGGCAUGGCCUUGUUGAUUGGUGUAAAGGGGGUACGUCGAAUGCAGCUAGAAAUAUAAAAGAUCUAAGCCAGGCUUUAGAACUGGCAAGGAAUGCCUUUGUUGUGGACUGGGGUUUAAUUCGAGAUUUGGAGAUUCGCCUAGCAAUCCAAUAUGAUCAAGAGGAAAUGUUCUGGAGGCAAAAAUCCAGGGCUGAAUGGCUUCAAGAAGGGGAUAGGAAUACGCCAUAUUUCCAUCUUAUUUCAUCAGUUAGGCGUCAAAAAAACUUCAUUGGCGGUUUAGAGGAUGAUACGGGAAGAUGGUGCACGUUAGAGAUGGAAAAAAGUGGCAUUGCGGUGAAGUACUUUAAGGAAAUCUUCCUUACCCACAGUUUGGGGGAAAUUAGCCUGGCUAACCUUCCUUUCUCAUCGACCGUUAGUAUAGAACAAAAUAUGGCGUUAACCUCACCAGUGACGCCCGAGGAGAUCAGGAAAGUGGUCUUUAGCAUGGGUAAAACCCAGGCUCCCGGACCGGAUGGGUUUACAGCCGGUUUUUUUCAGAAGUAUUGGAGUAUAGUUGGGCAGGAUGUAACCCAAGUGGUGUUAGCCUUUUUCCACUCUGGGCGUCUACUGAGAAGUUUCAAUCGUACGUGGGUAUCUCUCGCUCCAAAAGUUGCAGAGGUUCGUACCAUGAAAAAUCUGCGGCCUAUAAGCCUGUGUCAGGUCUUCUACAAGAUCAUCUCUAAGAUUCUGGCUAACAGACUUAGUCUAGUGUUACCAACCAUUAUUUCCAAAUCCCAGAAUGGAUUUAUUAAAGGGCGUCAGAUUAC